Messenger RNA from Pterocles gutturalis (yellow-throated sandgrouse), 612 nucleotides. Its product is annotated as Golgi apparatus membrane protein TVP23 homolog B. The transcript has 6 exons. Gene Ontology annotation, cellular component: Golgi membrane. The annotation marks the transcript as partial. Gene Ontology annotation, biological process: vesicle-mediated transport; protein secretion. Lineage: Eukaryota; Metazoa; Chordata; Aves; Pterocliformes; Pteroclidae. The record is from RefSeq and is a predicted model, not a curated record.
GACAGCAAUGAUGACAUUGAAGAUGUGUCUCUCUUUGAUGCAGAUGAUGAUGUAUCCAGGAGAUCAAAAAAGUCAAAAAUAAGGCAUCCAGUGGCAUCAUUUUUCCACUUAUUCUUUCGAGUCAGUGCGAUAGCUGUCUAUCUGCUCUGUGAGCUCUUAACUAGCAGCUUUAUUGCCUGCAUGGUGACCAUUAUCCUCCUCUUGUCCUGUGACUUUUGGGCUGUAAAGAAUGUCACAGGGCGACUGAUGGUUGGCCUUCGCUGGUGGAACCAGGUGGAUGAUGAUGGUAGGAGUCACUGGGUGUUUGAAGCCAGGAAGGUAUCAGCACAAAGGAGUAAAACCUCAUCAGAAGCAGAAUCUCGAAUUUUCUGGUUAGGUCUAAUUACCUGUCCUGUGAUCUGGGUGAUAUUUGCUUUCAGCGCUCUCUUUUCUUUCAAAGUGAAAUGGCUGGCAGUGGUUGUGAUGGGAGUGGUGCUUCAGGGAGCCAACCUUUACGGUUAUAUCAGGUGUAAAGUUGGCAGUAGAAAGAACUUGACGAGCAUGGCGACCAGCUAUCUUGGAAAGCAGUUCUUGCGGCAGACUGUGGCAAAAGAGGACCAAACAGCAUCCUGA